Drosophila busckii is the source of this 16429-nucleotide messenger RNA. RefSeq names its product cadherin-related tumor suppressor (gene ft). Gene Ontology annotation, biological process: multicellular organism development; cell-cell junction assembly; homophilic cell-cell adhesion. The record is from RefSeq and is a predicted model, not a curated record. Gene Ontology annotation, molecular function: calcium ion binding; cadherin binding. Gene Ontology annotation, cellular component: adherens junction; plasma membrane; catenin complex. NCBI's taxonomy places the organism in Eukaryota, Metazoa, Arthropoda, Insecta, Diptera, Drosophilidae.
CGCUAACGUCAACGUCGUCGUAUGCGCGUAAAACGUUUGACAAAAGUGAAGGUGCGUCGCCUCAGUUCGCUCCGCUCUCUUCGUCUGUCUCUAUCUCUCUCUUGAGAUCGAUCGUUGCUCUAGCACCCGCUCACGGCGCCUACAAACGUGCGUUCCAACCAAUAAUACUACAAUUUGUGUUUAGUGCCAACAUAAAUAUAAAUCUCAGAUCAGUUCUUAUAUAUAUAUAUGUAAUUAUUACAAGAAAAAUUCUGAUCUAGCGCAGCUGUUAAAAUUAAGUGCAGCCACGACUGCGUAUUGGCCAACUCGCUGCCAACUCUGUGUGUUUUUGUGUGUGUGUAAGUGCAUUUUUAUAAGUGAAAAAUUCCAACAACGUUGCUGCUGCAAAACCAAAUACAAGAGCAAAAUGAAGCAAAACAAGUUUUGCUAAAAAAGCAAAAAGAAAAAAAAUGUAAAGAAAAAUACAACAACAACAACAACAAAAAAUUAUGCUACCUCUGUGGCCACUAAAGAUGUUGCAUUUGUUUGUGUGCCUGUGUGUGUGCGCGUCUUGUAUUCAUUCUAUACACGCUUAUGAAUACCAGCAGCUAGCAUAAAGCCCCAAUUAAAAUAUGUGACUAAAAUAUGGCGAUUGUGCAUAAAAUGAAUUUAGUAAAUUAAAUAAAAUGACGCAGCUUAAGUGUCAAAAAAAAAGCGAACUAAGCCAAGUUGCAUAUAGAAACAAACUAAAGUGAGCAAAUAAUUAAGUGUGUUAACAAUAACAAAGAUAACUGUAAAUACGCGCGGACGGGCAAACAGUUGGACCAUCCUUCGAUGAUGCGCUCGCUGCCAACGCCACGCGCAGCGGCAAAAGCAGCAAGAUGGCGACAAUUGAUGCAACUACUGCUGCUGCUGCUUGCCACAAGCGCCACACUGAUGUGUGCAGCAGCAACAGAGCUGGCGGCGCCACGUGGCCGCAGCUAUGCAACGACCUACGAGCAAUAUGCAGCGUUUCCCAGAAGACGCAGCUCCUCGCCGGCGGGUGAGAUGCAGUCCCGUGCAGUGGACACUAGCGCGGACUUUGAAGUGCUGGAGGGUCAGCCACGUGGCACGCUGGUGGGCUAUAUACCCACCAAGCCCAAGUUUACGUAUCGCUUCAAUGAGCCACCGCGUGAGUUUACGCUGGAUCAGAUCACAGGCGAGAUUAAGACCAACAUGGUGCUGGAUCGCGAGGGCAUGCGCAGUCACUAUGAUCUGGUGGUGCUCAGCUCGCAGCCCACUUAUCCCAUUGAGGUGCGCAUCAAAGUGCUGGACAUUAACGACAAUGCGCCGCAGUUUCCAGAGCCGAGCAUAGCUGUGACCUUCUCGGAGAGCGCAGUGGCGGGCACGCGGCUGCUGCUGGAUGCAGCUACCGACGCGGAUACAGGCGAGAAUGGCAUAAGCGAUCAUUACGAGAUAGUUGCGGGUAAUGUGGAUAGCAAGUUUAGGCUGGCGACAACCACAAAUCCAGCGGGUGAUACCAGCUACUUGCAUCUGGAAACUACGGGCAACUUGGAUCGCGAGAACUGCGGCUACUAUCAGCUGAAUAUAUCAGCUAGCGAUGGCGGCACGCCCGCACGUCUGGGCUAUCUACAAGUCAAUGUAUCCAUACUGGAUGUGAAUGAUAAUCCGCCUAUAUUCGAUCAUAGCGACUAUAGCGUCAUAUUGAAUGAAACUGUUAAGCCAGGCACGCCAGUGCUGCAGGUUAUGGCCUCAGACAACGAUCUGGGUGACAAUAGCAAGUUAACCUAUUAUCUGGCAGAGUCGGAGCAGCAGUUUACCGUAGAUCCAGAAACCGGUGUCAUCUCCACUACCGAGCAGCUGACCUGUCCGCAGCAGCAGGGCAAAGCGCAAGGUCAACGCAGUUGUGUUUUCACUGUCUUUGCGCGUGAUCAUGGCUCACCCCGACAGGAUGGACGCACUUAUGUUACAGUGAAUCUGCUGGAUACGAACGAUCAUGAUCCAGCCAUAAGCUUUCAAUACUUUCCGCCCACUGGCAAUGUGGCGACAGUGGAUGAAAAUGCCAGCAAUGGCACAGUAGUGGCAGCUGUCUCCGUUAAGGACUCAGAUGUGGGGCCCAAUGGCGAAACUACUACACGCAUCAUAGCAGGCAAUGAGCUGGGACACUUUCGGCUGGAGAAGACGCAGUUUCUGCAUAUAGUGCGAGUUAAUGGCGUGCUCGAUCGCGAGGAGAUCAACAAAUACAAUCUAACAGUUGUGGCCAUGGACAAGGGCACGCCAGCUAGAACAGCUAUAGCUUAUCUAAUUAUCGAUGUCAAUGAUGUCAACGACCAUGAGCCUGUGUUUGAAAAAUCCGAGUAUGCUGUGGUGCUGAGCGAACUGACGCCCCAGGGCAGCUUUGUUGCUUCCAUAACAGCAACAGAUGAGGACACGGGCGUCAAUGCGCAGGUGCAUUAUGAAAUUCUGUCUGGCAACGAGCUGCAGUGGUUCAGCAUUGAUGCCAGCACUGGUUUGAUAGUCACACGCAGCUCGCUCGAUCGUGAGCAGCAAGCGAGCGUUGAGCUGAGCAUCUCCGCGCAUGAUGGUGGCCCGAAUCCCAAGUAUGCUUACACACAGCUGAAGCUGACCAUACUCGAUGAGAACGACGAGGCGCCGCAGUUUGUGCAGCAAGUGUUGAAUGUAACGCUGCGCGAGGAUGCCAAAGCGCCUGCGCUGGUGGCGCUGCUCUCGGCAACGGACAAUGAUCAGGGCACCAAUGGCUCGGUGAGCUACAGUCUGGCGCCAGCUGUGGAGCGGCUGUAUCCGCAGCAGUUCAGCGUGGAUGCCAUAACGGGUCAAUUAAUGACGCGUCUGUCGCUCGAUCGCGAAACAAUGGCAAACUAUGAAGUCUAUGUAAUCGCACGCGAUCAAGGCGCACCCGCGCCACAAUCUGCCACCGCCACAGUCUAUCUGAGCAUAGGCGAUGUCAACGAUAACAGUCCAGUGUUCUAUCCCAGGCAUUAUAUAUACACAGCGACGGCAGCUGAGCUCAAGCUGGGCUCAGCGCUGCUCAAUGUCACGGCCACUGAUCAAGAUGCAGGCGAUAAUGCCUUAAUUAGCUACAAGCUGCAGCCAGGCGCCGCCGAGCACUUCCAGCUGCAUCCACAAACGGGCGCGCUGAGUCUAAAGUCACGCCCAUUGCAGCCCUAUUACCAACUGCGCGUUCAAGCGACCGAUGCGGGUGGACGCAGCGCAGCUCAAGAUGCCAUUGUGGAGCUGCUGCUGCUGCUGCAAGACAAAGCUGAGCAGCUGCACUGCAGCAGCUACAAUUUUCACAUAGCCGAGGAUCAUGCUCAAGCUGCUUAUGCGCCACGCGAAGUGGGACGCGUUGGUCAGUCGCUGCCUGCUCUGGAGUAUCUCAUCAUUGCAGGCGAUCCGCUGCUUAACUUUGCCAUAGACUCACGCUCGGGACUCAUAAGCACAGCUCGCCGCUUGGAUCGUGAGCUGCAGUCGCACUUUGAGCUUACAGUGCUCGCUCGCAGCGGCGGCGGCGGCGGCGCCAGCGCGCGCUUUGUCUACGCCAAGUGUCAGGUGCAUAUAACAGUCUCCGAUUUAAAUGAUAAUGCGCCAAUAUUUGUGCAAGAUCGCAGCACAGAUGCGCCCAUUUGGCUGGCAGAGAACACAGCUGUGGGACAGGAAAUAUUUCUAACGCGCGCCAGAGAUCGCGAUGCGGGUGUCAACAGUCACAUAAGCUACAAGCUUAUACAUAAUCCUGGCGAGCAAUUUCGCAUAAAUGCUGCCACCGGCGUGCUCUAUCUACAGCAGCCCAUACGCUCCGAACCGGGCACAGUGUUGAACGUGGAGCUGCAGGCUUUGGAUGGCGGCAUGCCGCAGCUUAGCAGUCGCUUGAGUCUCUCUAUUUAUAUAGCGGAUGUUAAUGAUCAUACGCCCGUAUUCGAUCACACCAGCUAUGAAACUUCGCUGCUGGAAACCACAAAGCUGAAUACGCGCUUCUUUGCUUUGGCUGCCUCGGACAGCGAUUUGGCGCAGAAUGCGCGCAUCUCAUAUGAAAUCAUUGCAGGCAAUGCUGCCGGCAUGUUUGGCGUCUUUCCGGAUGGUUAUCUCUAUGUGCGUGCUCUGCUGGAUCGCGAGCAGCGUGACUACUACGCCUUGACUGUGGCCUGUCGAGAUGCUGGCUCUCCAGCGCGCUCCUCGGUGGUGCCUGUGGUCAUCCAUGUGAUUGAUGAGAACGACAAUGCGCCGCAGUUUAGCAACAGCACAUUUACGUUUAGCAUACCGGAGAACUCACCAGCGGAUACAUUUGUAGGCAAGCUUACCGCUUUGGAUAAGGACAUAGGCCGCAAUGCUGAGUUGAGCUUUAGUGUAAGCUCGCCCAGCUUGGACUUUCUCAUUGAUACACACAAUGGUUUCAUCAAGACGCUGCGUUCAUUUGAUCGCGAAGCUUUGGUCGCUCGCAAUGCCAGCGGCAAUGGUGCCGAUGUGAAUGACAAUGCGCCGGAAUUUCUACGUGCGCCCUAUGCUGUCACUAUCAACGAAGGCGCUGCUGUUGGCACGCACAUUCUUCAUGUCUUCACACAAGAUGCAGAUGAGGGCUUGAAUGGCGAUGUCUUCUAUACGCUUACAGCUGGCAAUGAAGCCAAGCUCUUCCAUUUGGACAGCGCUACUGGUCAGUUGAGUCUGGCGCGCAAAUUGGAUCGCGAAACGCAGUCGCUGCAUCAGCUGCAGGUUGUAGCUAGAGAUGCGGCGCUAAAGUCACCGCUAAGCGCCACCAGCAGCAUCAGCAUAACGGUACAAGAUGACAAUGAUAAUGCGCCGGAGUUUACGCAAACCAGCAGUGAAAUCUCCAUACUGGAGACAAGCGCAGUGGGCACCGAGUUGAUGCGCUUUCGCGCCAGCGAUGCAGACCAAGGCAUCAAUGCUCAAGUGGUCUUCAGCAUUACGGCGGGCAAUAGACGCGAUACGUUCCACAUCGACAGCAUAAGCGGCAGUUUGUAUUUGCACAAGUCGCUGGACUUUGAGGAUGUUACACACUAUACUUUGAACAUAACUGCCGCCGAUUGUGGCACGCCCUCGCUGUCGACUACGGUGCUCUACCAGGUCAUUGUAGUGGAUGACAAUGACAAUGCGCCCAGCUUUCCCAGCACCGCCAUAGUGCGGCAGAUUAAAGAGGGCAUUGCCUUGAAGACACCCAUUGUGACAGUCACCGCAGAUGAUCCGGAUGCGGGGCUGAAUGGCAAGGUGACCUACAGCAUACGCCGCCAGGAGCCGGAGCUUAUGGGUGGUCGUCACUUUGGCAUCAAUACGCAGUCCGGUGUCAUUUAUACACUGCGCGAAAUUGAUCGCGAGUCUAUAGACAACUUUCGUUUGACUAUUGUAGCCACAGAUCAGGCACAGCCUGCGUCCAGGCAGCUGUCCACUGAAAAGCUCGUCACUGUUAUCGUCGAGGACAUCAACGACAAUGCGCCCAUCUUUGUCUCCAUGAAUGCCGCUGUGUUGCCUGCACCCAGCAAUGCCAGUCGAGCGCUGCAGGUGAUGCGCGUGCUGGCGCGUGAUGCAGACUCCUCCAGCAAUGGUCUGGUCACAUACGAAAUUGUGAGCGGCAACCAGGAGCUGUUCCGCCUGCAACGCAACACGGGCGUGAUUACGCUCACCCCACAGUUUCAGCUGCAGUCCAAGCAGGAGGUGCGCUAUCAGCUGGCGCUGAAGGCCACCGACGAGGCCAGCGGUGAGCGCAAGAGCAGCGAAACUUACAUCACACUCAUUACUCCCGGACUCGGCGAUGAGGCGCCUCGCUUCGAGCAGCACAAUGCGCUCUUUGGCGCUGUCUAUGAGAACGAACCCAUUGGCACUUCUAUACUAACGGUUAGUGCGCAGCUGGAUGCUGCUGAGAUUGAAUAUUAUGUCAGCAAUGUGACCAGCUCGCGCUCCGCUGGCCACAACAGUUCGGAGCAAGUGGAUCGUUUGUUCGAUAUCGAUGCCAAGCUGGGCAUUCUGUCCACUGCCGUGGAGCUGGAUCGUGAGGCGGGACCGCCCAACUAUGAGGUGGAUGUCUAUGCCGUUGCUUUGGGUGGCAAGCCGCGCACAGCGCAUACCAAGAUCAAAGUUACCAUAAUGGAUAAGAACGACAGUCCACCUAAAUUUCUAGACAUGCCCUUGGUGUUUAAUGUCAGCGAAGAUUUAGAGAUUGGCCAUACCGUAACCACAAUACGCGCUACAGAUCCCGAUCCAGACAUUAUGAGCACUAUGAUCUUCUCGCUGAUCGACGGACACGAUGGCAAAUUUCUACUGGAACCCACAAGCGGCAGGCUGCAGCUGAAGGACACGCUCGAUCGCGAAACGAAGGCCAAGUACGAUAUGCGCAUACGAGUGAGCGAUGGCGUGCAGUAUACGGAAACGAAUGUCAUAAUAAAUGUGGAUGAUACGAAUGACAAUGCGCCUGUGUUUGAGGAAACAGUUUACUCGUUUGAUAUACCAGAGAAUGCGCCGCGUGGCUAUCAAGUGGGUGAAGUUGUAGCCAAGGAUGCGGAUCUCAAUCAGAAUGCGCAAGUGUCCUAUGCAGUGCUAUCCGACUGGGGCAACGAUGUGUUCAGUCUGAAUCCGCAGACAGGCAUGUUGACGCUAACAGGCAGACUGGAUUACGAGGAGGUGCAACACUACAUACUCAUAGUGCAGGCGCAGGAUAAUGGCCAGCCCAGUUUAUCCAACACUAUUGUGGUCUAUUGCAAUGUCAUUGAUUUGAAUGACAAUACGCCGCUGUUCGAUCCCAUGAGCUACUCGAGUGAGGUCUACGAAAAUGUGCCCAUAGGCACUGAAGUCGUUACAGUCUCAGCCAAGGACAUUGAUUCAGGCAACAAUGGACGCAUUGAGUACAGCAUAACUGGCGGCGAUUUAGCCAAUGAAUUUGAGAUCCAUAGCAAUGGCUCCAUUAACACGCGUCGUCAACUCGAUCGCGAGAGCCGCGCUAAUUAUGCUUUGACCAUAACAGCGCGUGAUUGUGCGGAUGAAAUCUCCACGUACAGCGAGCUGGAGUUGAAGCAGCUGAAGACUGAAACGCGCACGCCGCGACGCUAUCGAAGCCAGCAACAAAAUCAGUUCUUGGCCACGCAGAAGCAGCAACGUUUGUCCUCAACGGUGCAGGUUAUCAUAUCCAUCAGGGAUGUAAACGAUGAGGCGCCGGUGUUUGUCAGCGCCAAUGAGACAGCGAUUAUGGAAAAUGUAGCCAUCAACACAGUUGUGUUUACAGUCAAAGCCAUUGACAACGAUGAUGGCUACAAUGGCUACAUCGAAUAUAUACUCAAUGGCCAGGAUGAGCAGCAGCAAUCCUAUAGCGCGCUGCCCUUUACACUCAAUCCCACCGACGGCGUGCUACGCGUUGCUGCUGCACUGGAUCGGGAGCUGCAGUCCAGCUAUAGCUUGAAUAUAACAGCGCGUGAUCGUGGCAUGCCGCCGCUGGUGUCGGCCACGCAAUUGAAAAUCAAAGUAAUGGACGAGAACGACAAUAUGCCAGUGUUUGAUCCCAAGCAGUAUUCAGCAGCAGUGGCGGAGAAUGCCAGCAUAGGCGCCAUGGUGCUGCAGGUGUCGGCUACGGAUAUGGAUGAGGGUGAUAAUGGACGCGUGCGUUACUCCAUAGUGGCGGGAGAUCAGAAUAGAGAUUUCAGCAUAAGCGAGGACACUGGCAUAGUGCGCGUGGAUAAGAAUCUGAACUAUGAGCGCAAGGCGCGUUAUGUUUUAACUGUUAAGGCGGAGGAUUGUGCGCUGCAGGCGCAGGCGAGUGACACAGCUGAGCUGAUUAUCAAUAUACUGGAUAUAAACGACAAUCGUCCUACAUUUUUGGAUUCGCCUUAUAUAGCGAGAGUUAUGGAGAACACACUGCCGCCCAAUGAAGGCUACGUGCUGACUGUUAAAGCCUACGAUGCGGAUACGCCGCCGCUCAACUCGCAAGUGCGCUAUUUUCUCAAGGAAGGCAAUGCAGAUUUGUUUAGAAUCAAUGCAUCCACUGGAGAAAUUGUGCUGCUGCGUGCGCUCGAUCGCGAGCAGCAAAGCGAGUACAUACUAACGCUUGUUGCCAUGGAUCAGGGCUCGCCACCGCUUUCGAAUACAGGCAUAGUGCGUGUUGAGGUGCAGGAUCUAAACGACAAUGAGCCCAAGUUUGAGCUGCAGGCUUACCAAGCGUUAGUCAUGGAACAGCUGCCAGUUGGAACGCUAGUGCUGCAGCCUGUUUGUCGUGAUGCGGACGCAGGACUGAAUGCCAAGCUGCGUUAUAGUCUGCUGGGCGCGCAUAGAUCACAUUUUGUUAUAGAUGCGGACACGGGUGAGAUCAGCACAGCUCUAAUGCUGGAUCGUGAGCAGCUGGCGCGCUACGAGCUCACACUGAUGGCUCAAGACAGCAGCAUAACCGAACCACGCGCCAGCUCCGUGAACUUGACUAUACUUGUGGGCGAUAUAAACGACAAUGCGCCCCGAUUUGAUGCCAGCAGCUAUAGUAUAGUGCUGCCGGAUAAUAUACGCGUAGGCGAAUUUGUUUUUGGCGCGCAAGCUCAGGAUGCGGAUGAGGGCAAGAACUCGCAGCUGAGCUACAAGCUGAGUGGACACGAUGCGGAAUACUUUGAGCUGCAGCCCAGCAGCGGCGUGCUGAGACUUAAGCGUGAGCUGCCCAAGCUGCAAGCGGACACCAAGCUGCAGCUAAUGAUUGAGGCCAGCGAUCAAGGCGCACAGCCGCUCAGCGCCAAAGCAAGUCUGACGCUGCAGUUUAGAGCGGCGUCGCUAUUUCCUGUGUUCGCGUACAUGCCGCAGCUGCAGUUUACGCUGCCAGAGGAUGUGCCCGUGGGCAAGGCCAUAGUCAAGUUGUCCGCCAGCAGCGCCAAGAAAAGCGGCAUUAGCUAUCAAAUUGUGGGCGGCAAUUUGGGCAAUGCAGCGGUCGUUGAUGCUGCCAGCGGUUUGGUGAGCGUUGGCGCCGCCGGCCUGGACUACGAGCUUACACAGCAAUUCGAGCUGUGGCUAGCAGCUUUGGAUGCGGAUAAUCCUAGUCUGCGCACUGUCACGCAGCUGCUUAUCAAUGUCACCGAUGUCAACGACAAUGCGCCGCAGCUGCAGCAGCUAAUUUACCAAGCGCAAAUCUUUGAGGAGGAACCACCACCACAGCUGGUCGUAGCAGUCAAAGCUACGGAUGCAGAUGCUGGCAGCAAUGCUGAGCUAAGCUACAGACUGCGUCACGACUACGAGGGCAGCUUUGAAAUCGAUGAGCAUGGUGAGAUUUAUACAACGCAGCGUCUGGAUCGCGAGCAGCUGGACAGCUAUGCUUUGGUAGUGGAGGCUUUGGAUCAGGGCGUGCCUCAGCUGACAGGCUCGGCUACAGUGCUGCUGCAGCUGCUGGACAAGAACGACAAUCCGCCUAAGUUUACGCGUCUGUAUGCGCUAAAUGUGAGCGAAAGCGCGCAAGUGGGCAGCUUUGUUAUUAGAGUCACCUCAUCCGACUUGGAUCUGGCCGAGAAUGCCAAUGCUAGCUACAGUUUUAGCGAAAAUCCUGGCGAGAAGUUCAGCAUCGAAGCGCAGAGCGGCAACAUAAGCGUUGCCGGGCAGUUGGAUCGCGAGCAGCAGGAGGAGUAUUUGCUCAAAGUGGUGGCCACCGAUGGUGCUUGGCGUGCCGAGACGCCCAUUACCAUAAGCAUACAAGAUGAGAACGACAAUGCGCCGGAGUUUGAGCAUAGCUUCUAUAGCUUUAACUUUGCUGAGCUGCAGCCCAAGGCGGUUGCCUUUGUGGGCCAACUGCUGGCCACAGAUCGCGAUAAGCAGGGACCCAACUCACUCAUCUCUUAUGCCUUACAGACGCCCUCGCCUGUCUUCAGCGUCGAUCCAGCCACUGGCAACAUUUACAGCAAAACCAGACUGAAGUACAAGCACUCGCGGCUGAGCAGCUCGCCGGAGAACAUGUUCGCCUUCACUGUGCUGGCCACGGACAAUGGCAAGCCGCCGCUGUAUAGCGAGUGUCUGGUGCAGAUCAACAUUGUGGAUGCCAACAACAAUGCGCCGCAGUUUGCGCAGUCGCGCUACAUAGCAGCGCUGCCGGCGCAGGCGACAGCAGGUCAACGCUUGAUACAAGUGCAUGCAGUGGAUGAACUCGAUGUGGGUGUAAAUGCGGAGCUGCUCUACAGUUUGGUUGGCAGCAAUGCCAGCGCUCACUUUAGCAUAAACAAGCACGAUGGCUGGCUCAGUCUGGCGCAGCGCGUGGAUCUGCCGCUCUAUGAGGAGCUUGAGCUGCGUGUGCUGGCAACAGAUCGCGGCGUGCCCGCUCAGUCAGCAGAGACGCGUGUGCGUGUGGUUGUCACACCUGAGAAUGCGCAUGCGCCGCAGUUUAGCGCUGCCAGCAAUCAGGUUAUAGUGCCGGAGAACGAGCCAGUGGGCUCCACCAUCAUCACAGUCAGCGCUACGGACAAGGAUCGUGGACCCAAUGGCAUGUUGCUUUAUUCCUUUGCGGGUGGCAACGAACGCGGCGACUUUGCCAUCAAUGCGGAGUCGGGCGCCAUAAGCAUUCUGCAGCCGCUGGACUACGACACGCUGCAGGAUUAUCAGCUGAACAUAAGUGUGCGCGAUCUGGGCUACAAGCCACGCUCAGCGCAAGCUUUGCUCACCAUCAUUUUAACCGAUGUCAAUGACAACCCGCCGCUGUUCAAUCAAACGAAUUAUGUCGCCUACAUUGAGGAGAACAAACCGCCUGGCAGCUUUGUCUACCAAGCUCAUGCCACAGACAAGGAUUCGUUGAAGAACGCAGUCAUACAAUAUGCGCUGCUGCUGCCCAGCGCAGAGGAUCAGCAGCUGUUCAGCAUUAAUGCGAGCAGUGGCGCAAUCUAUGCGGCCGCCAGCUUUGACUACGAGCAGCGACGCGUCUACAAUUUGCAGCUGCGCGCGCGUAAUCCGGACUCCACAAUGGAAUCCUUUGCUGCACUUCAAGUGCAGGUGCUGGGCGUAAACGAGUUCUAUCCACAAUUUGUGCAGCCCGUGUUUCACUUUGAUGUCUCGGAGAGCUCUGCACCCGGGCACCAGGUGGGCUCAGUGCAGGCAACGGACAAGGACAGCGGCGCAGAUGGCGAAAUCUAUUAUUUGCUUGUGGGCGCCAGCAAUGACAAAGGCUUUGGCAUUGACGCUCACAGCGGACAGUUGCGUGUGGUGCGCUCCUUGGAUCGCGAGACGCAGAAUCGCGUUGCACUCAUGGUGCUGGCCAAGAACUAUGGCAGCAUACGUGGCAAUGAUACGGACGAGGCGCAGGUCAUAAUUAGCAUUCAGGAUGGCAACGAUGCGCCGGAGUUUGUGCAGCGUCUCUAUAGCGCCAGCAUUACGGAAGAUGCAGCUGUGGGCACUUUGGUCACCCAAGUGCGCGCCGUGGACAAAGAUGUGCGCGUGCAGAAUAAUCAGUUCAGCUACAGCAUCAUCAAUGGCAAUGUGGCGCAGCGUUUCAAGAUCGAUGCGCAGUCGGGUGAGAUUAACACCGCAGCCGCGCUGGAUCGCGAGCAAAUGUCACACUAUGAGCUCACCAUAGGCGCCAUAGACACGGGUUUGCCGCCUCAAACGGGCAGCUGCCAGGUGCGCAUUUCCAUUGAGGAUAUUAACGACAAUGCGCCUGCCUUUGCGCCCGAAGAUUUGCUGGGCUACAUCAACGAGAAUGCGCCGGCGGGCAGCAGCAUUAUGCAGCUAAAGCCACAGGAUGCGGAUUUGCCGCCCAAUGGCGCGCCGUUCAGCUUUGAGCUGCUGGGUGGACAACACAGCAGCUGGGUGAGCCUGCAUAGGCAAAGCGGCGUGCUGAGCGCGCUGCGCAGUUACGAUCGCGAGUCCAAUCCGCAGCUGGAGCUGCUCAUUGCCGUCUCGGACAGCGGCAAACCGCCGUUGACUUCGCAGCAUAAGCUGCGCAUUCAAGUGCUCGAUCAGAACGAUAAUCCUUCGACGCCGCGUGAGCUGCAGCUGCUGUUGCAUAGCUUCGAUGCAGCGCUGCCAGCGCAUAUCAAACUGGCGGAUGUGCGUCCCAAUGAUGUGGAUCAGCUGGGCGACUACAGCUGCCGCUUUGCAGCGCCGCAGCAGCAGCAGCAGGCGCUGAGUCUCAGCAAUGGCUGCGAGUUGUUUGCUCAAGCCGCCAGCGUGCCCUCGAGCUUCAACUAUCAACUGCUAGGCAACGAUGGCAAGCAUGAGGAUGUCAGCUAUAAGCUGCAAGUCAACUUGCAACUGCUGCGCAAUGACAGCUUGCAACAUACGGUGUCCAUGCUCAUUAGCAACAUAAGCGCUGCACAGUUCCUGUCGCAACAUUUUGUGCCCAUGCAGCAGCUGCUCAACUCGCGUCUGCAGCCCAAAGCCAAGCUCAGCAUCUACACCUUGUUGGAGUCGCCCAGUCACAAUGACACGCGCACCAAUGUCCAAGCUCUGCUGCUGGCCAGCACUCCCAGUGGAGCGCUGCUCUCCUCGCAGCAACUGCUGCAGCUGCUGCAGCAACAACGCGCUGCUUUGGCCAAUUUGCUGCCGCAUGAGCUCACCCUCGGCUACGAUCCCUGCUCCGCCGGCGAUGUUUGCCUCAAUGGCGCUCAAUGCAGCGCCAGCUUGCAGCUGCUGCCCACUCAUAGUCUGCGCAUUGUGGACAGCCCCAAGCUGAUUCUCACUGCACCUCACAUUGAGCAUCAGCUCAACUGUCAGUGCGCUGCUGGAUUUGCUGGCGCUCAAUGCUCGCGUCGUCAGGAUCCCUGUCAGCCCAAUCCCUGCCAGGCGCAAACUCAAUGCCGCCGCUUGGGUCUCGACUAUCAGUGCGAGUGUCCACCACAUCGCGAGGGCAAGCACUGCCAGCUGACGCGCAGCGAUGUCUGCUGGACCAAGCCUUGUCGCAAUGGCGGCAGCUGUCAGCGCAGUCCCGAUGGCGCCUCCUACUAUUGUCUCUGUCGUCCCGGCUUUCGUGGCAGUCAGUGUGAGUCUGCGGCCGAUUCGUGUCGUCCUAAUCCUUGCCAGCAUGGCGGCCACUGUCUGGCGCUGCAGCCUGGCUACAAGUGCAGCUGUCCCGCUGGGCGCUUUGGACGCCACUGCGAGCGGCUGAGCUACGGCUUUGAGCCGCUUUCAUUCAUGAGCUUCGGCACGCUGGACGCCACCACCAAUGACAUAUCCAUUGUCUUUGCCAGCACCAAGCCCACAGCGCUGCUUGCCUACAACUAUGGCCUGCCCAGCGGCGGACGCUCCGAUUUCUUGGCCAUCGAGCUGGUGCGUGGUCAGGCUUACUUUUCCACUGGUGGCGCUCGCAGCGCCAUUACCAGCCUGGUAGCUGGACGGAAUUUGGCCGACGGCAGCUGGCACAAGGUCACAGCCACGCGCAAUGGACGCGUCAUGUCCCUGAGCGUGGCCGAGUGCACGGACUCCGGCGAUGUGUGCGCCGAAUGCGCGCCCAAUGAUCCCAACUGCUAUGCCGAUGACUUUGGACCUGUGGCCACCUUGAACUUCAAUAAGCAACCGCUGCUGAUAGGCGGACUGCCGUCGGCGGAUGCUGCACUGGAGCGUCCGGGACAGAUACAAAGCGACGAUCUGGUGGGCUGUGUGCACAGUGUGACGAUCAAUGGACGCGCCUUGAACUUGAGUGCGCCACUGCAGCAGCAAGGAAUUUUACCAGGAUGCAGGCGUCAGGCUUGCGAGCCAGCGCUGGCGGCGGAACGUUGCGGCAACUAUGCGGAGCAGUGUGUGGAUCGCUGGUCAACAGCGCUGUGUCAAUGUGGUGGACAACUGCAGGCGCCCAAUUGUGGCGCCGCCUUGGAGGCCAUGACGCUAGGUGCUGGUGGCUUUCUGGAGUUCAAGCUGACGGCGCAGCAUCGACGCAUGCAGCUGCUGGAUGGACUAUACAAAGGGCAGAGCGCAUGGAGCAGCAGCAGCUUCAAUAGCAGCCUGGGAGCGCCCAAGCAGCUGAGUCUAAUGUUCCGCACACUGAAGCCGCAGGGAUUGCUGCUGUAUGCGGCGACCAAUCAGAUGUACACAUCGCUAACGCUGCAGGCUGGACAACUGGUCUACUACUCCAAGCAGCAGCUGAGCAUCAACAUGACGCUGUCGACAGCCAAUCAGCUGAACGAUGGCGCUUGGCACAAUCUGAGCCUGCAGAGUCAGAGUCGCGCGCUGCACUUGCUCAUCGAUGGACAGCGCGUGGGCGAUGAGCUGGAUGCCGCGGGCGUGCAUGACUUUCUCGAUCCGUAUCUGACGCAGUUGAGCGUGGGCGGCGCACAUGACUCCAGUCUGGCUGUGGACAGCUUUGUUGGCUGCAUAGCCAACUUUAGCAUCAACAAUGAGCUGCAGCCGCUGACUGGCAAUGGCAGCAUCUUUCCUCAGCUGCUGCAGCAUGGUGAAGUCAGCGCUGGUUGCUCCGGCGCCGAAAUGGGCAUUGAUGCUGCGCAAGUUGCGGAUCCUUUGAGCAUUGGCAUUACUUUGGUGAUUGUCUUCUUUGUCAUCCUGGCUGUCGCCAUCUUUGGCUCCUAUAUCAUUUAUCGCUUUCGCGGCAAGCAGGAGAAGAUUGGCAGCCUCAGCUGUGGCGUGCCAGGCUUUAAGCUUAAGCAUCCCGCUGCGGCGGUGAGUCAGAGCCAAGCGGAUCAUGUGCUUACGCGUAAUCUGCAUGCGGGCGAUGCGCCUGCUGCGCUGGUGGGCAAUGCUGAGCAUCUGCGUCCGCCGCCGCCUGCGCAUCAUAUGAAUGCACCCGAGCUGUUGACCAAGAAGUUCAAGGAGCGCAGCGAGCUAACACCCAGUGCAGAGCUGGCGCAGCCUCAACAGCGUCCACAACGUCCGGACAUCAUCGAACGCGAGGUGGUGGGCAAACGUGGAGAGGAGCAGCAUCAUUUGGCCAUGGCGCCGCCCAAUGCGCUGCAUGCGCUCGAUCAUGCUGGCUCCGUGGACAUGGGCUCGGAGUAUCCGGAGCACUAUGAUCUGGAGAACGCCAGCUCCAUAGCGCCCUCGGACAUCGAUAUCGUCUAUCACUACAAGGGUUAUCGCGAAGCUGGCGGCAUGCGCAAGUACAAGGCGACCACGCCCCCUGUCAACGCCUACACGCAUCAUAACAAUGCGCCGUUUGUGCCGCGCGUGCCCGCACCCAAUCCCAAUCAGAGCAAUCAGCAGCAGGCGCCAUCGAGCAGCUCACGCACGCAUCAGACGACGCCGCUGGCGCGCCUGUCGCCCAGCUCGGAGCUGAGCUCACAGCAGCCGCGCAUCCUAACGCUGCAUGACAUCAGCGGGAAGCCGCUGCAGAGCGCGCUGCUGGCCACCACCUCCAGCUCGGUGGGCGUGGGCAAGGAUGCGCUGCAUAGCAAUAGCGAGCGCAGUCUGAAUAGUCCGGUCAUGUCGCAGCUCAGCGGGCAGAGCUCCAGCGCUAGUAGACAGAAGCCAGUGGUGCCGCAUGCAGCGCCGCAGCAGAGCAGCUUGGGUGGCCUGACAGCUGAAGAGAUUGAGCGACUCAAUGGACGGCCCAGAACUUGCAGCUUGGUCUCCACGCUGGAUUUGUCGUCAAGCAGCGAAGCGCCGCGUGUUUCCAAUGGCGGUCUGCACAUGGCGCUGGGCGGCGAUGUCGAUGCACACAGCUCCACUUCGACGGACGAAAGCGGCAACGAUAGCUUCACCUGCUCGGAGAUAGAGUAUGAUAACAAUAGUCUGAGCGGCGAUGGCAAGUACUCCACCAACAAGAGUCUGCUCGACAGUCGCAGUCCAGUGGCGCGUGCGUUGAGCGGCGAGCCUGGACGCAAUCCCAGCGCAGUCAAAACUCCGCCCAUACCCAUGCACGCCUACGAUGGCUUUGACUCCUCGUUUCGUGGCUCGCUCAGCACGCUCGUCGCCAGCGAUGAUGACCUGGCGCAUCAUCUAAGCGGCAUCUAUCGCAAAACUGCAGGCGCUGCUUCGCCCUCAGCCACCACGCUGGGCUGGGAGUAUCUGCUGAACUGGGGACCCAGCUAUGAGAACCUCAUGGGCGUCUUCAAGGACAUUGCCGAGCUGCCCGACAGCGCGCAGCAGCAGCAGCAACAACAACAACAGCAGCAGCAGCAGCAGUCCUCGCAGCAAUCCGUGUCCACUCUGCGUAUACCCAAUGUACAAAAAGCCACAGAGGAGUAUGUCUGAUAAUAAAUAUAAGCAAUAGCUCCUCUAUAUAUAGUUAGUUAGGUUAGUUUAGUUUAGUUAGCUAGUUUGUCAUAUUUGAUUUUUCGCCUUUUAAGCUUAAGCGCUGCCAUUUUCAUUUUGUAAUGUACAACGAAAGAAACGUAAUGUUUAAACAUCUUAUAUAGUUGCAAUUAAACAAUCUAUAGCUAUUUAUUUUUACUUACUUUACAACUUAUACGUAUCACACGCCUUGUAUCAAGGUCUCACAUCCUAGGCAUAUUACAAGUAUAGCGAAGAGGCCCUCAAAAUAAGUAACAAAACAGUAAAACUCUAAAAAAAAGUUAAAACAAAAAUACAAAAUUUAAUCUAUAAA